GCACUUGUUGCCACUUGGAUCCUGUGCUGCGAAAAUGCCCCAGUAAGUAACAAUGUGGCAAAGUGCUAGUGAAAUCUUUCUAGAGAAGUAACAAACGGGUGAAAGAGGCAGAAUAACAAUGAACCUCAGCUGAGAGGCUCAUUGGGGUGCCGCUGGGAAGGGGCUGCAAGCGGUUGGCGAGAAAGGAGUAGACGUAGCGGUUUGCUUUUGCCGCAAGCGUUGAUAAUAAAUCAAUAAGAACCUGGAUGAGUCAAUGGACCGGCGGAGGCGAUUAGGUAGCAUAGAAUUUCAUCAUGGCGGAAUGCUGGAGAGAGAGAGAGAGAGAGAGAACGAUAUGACACUGGCCUGUAACCAGUUGAAGGCAAACAUUUUUGGCGGGCUGUUCGACAUUAACAGCAGCCGUGUUGAGUUCAUCUUCACAUGCCAGCCGCUAGGGGAAAGGGGGGGGGGGUGUCAGUCAUCGCAGUUCCCUAUCAGGUCGAGUCAUUCUGUAUAUGAAGGGGGACGAGAGCGCGAGCCUGCAUCUUUCAAAGAAAUCUUUGCGAGUAGAAGAAUCAUGUCUGGAAGAGGCAAGGGCGGAAAGGGUCUGGGCAAAGGAGGCGCUAAGCGCCACAGGAAGGUGCUGCGGGAUAACAUCCAGGGCAUCACCAAGCCCGCCAUCCGCCGCCUGGCACGCAGAGGGGGAGUCAAGCGCAUCUCCGGCCUCAUCUACGAGGAGACUCGCGGGGUGCUGAAAGUGUUCCUGGAGAACGUUAUCCGGGACGCGGUCACCUACACCGAGCACGCCAAGAGGAAGACCGUCACCGCUAUGGAUGUGGUGUAUGCUCUGAAGCGCCAGGGACGCACUCUGUACGGAUUCGGAGGUUGGAAUGGGGAGAGAGAGAGAGAUUACUUGGCGCUGGUGUACUUGGUGACGGCCUUGGUGCCCUCGGACACGGCGUGCUUGGCCAGCUCCCCAGGCAGCAACAGGCGGACUGCGGUCUGGAUCUCCCGGGAGGUGAUGGUGGAGCGCUUGUUGUACCAAUCAACGAAGACACGUACGGUCCCGGCUGCCUAUAAGAAGCAAAGUGCGCGCUCCAAAGGAUCAUCGUUGAGUCAUUUUGCGUCGAACGACAGGCUUGCAAUUAUGUCAGGAAGAGGCAAACAAGGCGGCAAGACCCGGGCUAAGGCCAAGACUCGCUCAUCUCGGGCCGGCCUUCAGUUCCCAGUCGGCCGUGUUCACCGGCUGCUCAGGAAAGGCAAUUAUGCCGAGCGGGUGGGAGCCGGAGCACCGGUCUACCUUGCAGCAGUGCUCGAGUAUCUGACCGCCGAGAUCCUCGAGUUGGCCGGCAACGCUGCCCGGGAUAACAAGAAGACUCGGAUCAUCCCCAGGCACCUGCAGCUCGCCGUGCGCAACGACGAGGAGCUCAACAAACUGCUCGGAGGGGUCACCAUCGCCCAGGGCGGUGUCCUGCCCAACAUCCAGUCUGUGCUGCUCCCCAAGAAAACCGAGAGCGCCAAAUCUGCCAAGAGCAAAGCCAUGACGGCUGAGCUCUGGAAGCGGAGAUCGGUCUUGAAGUCCUGGGCGAUCUCCCGGACCAGCCGCUGGAAAGGCAGUUUGCGGAUGAGCAGCUCGGUGGAUUUCUGCUUUGCAGCGUCUCCCCUUUCCCAUGAGGGAGUAACUGCAGCGGAAUGUAAUCCCGUCCAAAGCUGCAGAGUUAAAGCAAUCUUUGAGCGUAGAAUCAUGUCUGGAAGAGGCAAGGGCGGAAAGGGUCUGGGCAAAGGAGGCGCCAAGCGCCACAGGAAGGUGCUGCGGGAUAACAUCCAGGGCAUCACCAAGCCCGCCAUCCGCCGCCUGGCACGCAGAGGGGGAGUCAAGCGCAUCUCCGGCCUCAUCUACGAGGAGACUCGCGGGGUCUUGAAAGUGUUCCUGGAGAACGUUAUCCGGGACGCCGUCACCUACACCGAGCACGCCAAGAGGAAGACCGUCACCGCUAUGGAUGUGGUGUAUGCUCUGAAGCGCCAGGGACGCACUCUGUACGGAUUCGGGGGUUAAAGCCUCGCUUCUGUCUCUUUAUCAAAACGGCCCUUUUAAGGGCCACC
This is a messenger RNA of Xenopus laevis (African clawed frog), 2082 nucleotides long. RefSeq lists its product as uncharacterized. The transcript is spliced from 6 exons. The record is from RefSeq and is a predicted model, not a curated record. Lineage: Eukaryota; Metazoa; Chordata; Amphibia; Anura; Pipidae. The coding region runs from base 254 to 2035 and encodes 593 amino acids.